AUGAAGAGAAGAAAGGAUCCGUACAAGAUACUAGGAGUGGAACGAACAUCCACAGACAUGGAGGUAAAAAGAGCAUACAGAAGACUGCAACGAGCCCAUCAUCCGGACAGUAAGACAGGAAACAGAGAGAGAUAUGAAGAAAUAUGUCGGGCGUAUGAAGAGAUACAAAAAAGGCCAACUGUGGAGAUUAUACCUGUUGAUGAUGUAAUGAAGGUGUACAAAGGCUCGAAAGAGGAGGUCGAUGACAUCAUUGCAUUAUACAACAGAUACAAAGGAAAGAUGGCAAAGAUUGUAGAUAAUCUUCUUCUAUCUGAUGACAGGGAUGAGAGCAGGCUUAGAGAGAUUAUUGAUGGGCUUAUUGAGUGUGGAGCUCUCAAGAAAUAUAACAAGUAUUGUAAGAAGGUUUGUGAAGAUGCGAUGAGAAAAAAGAGAAAGGCAAGGGAAGAAAAGAUGGCUAGAAAGAUUGCAGAUGAGAUGGGGAUAGAUAUUGAUGCUCCAUUAGAAGAAUUGCUUGGGAGGCGGAGGGAAGGGGAAGUAAGCUUUCUCUCCAGACUUGAAGAAAAGUAUCUGAAGGGGCCUAAAGAGGAAGGAAGGUAG
Encephalitozoon romaleae SJ-2008 is the source of this 597-nucleotide messenger RNA. Its product is annotated as DnaJ-like protein. Gene Ontology annotation, molecular function: heat shock protein binding. The record is from RefSeq and is a predicted model, not a curated record. Gene Ontology annotation, cellular component: cytoplasm; nucleus. The coding region runs from base 1 to 597 and encodes 198 amino acids. NCBI's taxonomy places the organism in Eukaryota, Fungi, Microsporidia, Unikaryonidae. The transcript has a single exon.